AUGAAACCUGGUGAAUCUAUCAAUUCUGAAGUUUACGGUAAAUUAUUGGAUAAAGUUCAUCAAAAAGUGUCCCAAAAAGGGCUAUCUUUAGUCAAUAAAAAAGGGCCAAUUCUUCUUCAUGACAACGCGCGCCCACAUGUUUCAAGAAUCACGCUUCAGAAGCUGAAUGAAUUAAAAUUUGAAACUCUCCCUCAUCCUCCUUAUUCUCCUAAUCUUUCUCCAACAGACUUUUAUUUUUUCAAGCAAUUGGACCAAUUUCUGAAGAAGAAAGUCUUCAAAAACGAGGAAGCUAUAAAAUCUGCUUUUGAAGACUUUAUUGGCUCCAGGGACGACAGUUUUUAUUCAAAUGGAAAAAGUAAAUUACCAUUGCGUUGGAAAAAUUGUAUAGAUUCUAAUGGUAGUUAUUUUAAAUAA
Strongyloides ratti is the source of this 414-nucleotide messenger RNA. RefSeq lists its product as hypothetical. The transcript has a single exon. Gene Ontology annotation, molecular function: nucleic acid binding. Bases 1 to 414 code for a protein of 137 amino acids. The record is from RefSeq and is a predicted model, not a curated record. Lineage: Eukaryota; Metazoa; Nematoda; Chromadorea; Rhabditida; Strongyloididae.